CAGGAAGAAUUAAAUGUCAUAAUCGUCUAUUGGGAAGAAGGAGCGGCCAUGUUUUAUCCACAGGCGGCGUCUAAUACUAAAACAAUGGGACGGAGACUAGCUGAUAUGAUCGAGGCUAUGAGUGACUCGGAGGGGAUAUCGUUAAACAUGGUACAUCUGGUAGGACACGGUCUGGGAGCUCAUGUCGCAGGCUUCGCCGGUAAAAGAUUGAAUUUUCUUGGAAUUGGAGAGAGAUUGGGUAGGAUCACGGCUUUGGAUCCAUCCGGUCCAGGAUUCGCUUUAGAAGAUGACAACGAUCACUUGGAUAUGACAGACGCUGAGUUUGUGGACGUCAUACAUUCCAAUGAUGGCGAGCUGUUUCAUCUAGCCUUUGGUUAUCUAAGUGGAAGAUCUGUGGGACAUGCUGAUUUUUACCCAAAUGGGGGUAAAGUUCAACCCAACUGCCCCGAUCCUGACAUCAGAGAUUUAAUAAGCAAUAUCAAAGGUUGGUGA
Lottia gigantea (owl limpet) is the source of this 492-nucleotide messenger RNA. RefSeq lists its product as hypothetical. Lineage: Eukaryota; Metazoa; Mollusca; Gastropoda; Lottiidae. The annotation marks the transcript as partial. The record is from RefSeq and is a predicted model, not a curated record. The transcript is spliced from 2 exons. Gene Ontology annotation, molecular function: lipase activity.